AUGGCGCGGACGCAGCGUCUCUGGCGGGCCGUCCUCGCCCUGGCCGCGCUUGUUUCAUCUGUCGCCGCAGGCCCCCACGGCGGCGAGGAACAUGAUGACGACGACGACGACACCGCCGUCCCCGCCAUCGCCCAGUUCUGCGUCGACGGCUGGGACGCCCACGGGCCUCGCUUCUGCAUGGCCUCCAACAUGUACCACAACCACUCGACGUCGGCGCACGACAUGCUCGUCACCGUCGAGGUGAGCCGCCCUGCCAACGACACCCUCGCCAGCACCGGCUGGCUCGGCAUUGGCUCCGGCGCCGUCAUGUCCGGGUCGCUCAUGUUCCUCAUCUACGGCGAUCCCGUCGCCAAGCAGGGCCCCUUUGUGAGCGCCCGCGGCGUCGAGGUCGGCAGCGGCCACACGCAGCCCGACGUGCUGUCCCAGGACGACGCCAGCCAGAACCACGGCGUCCUGGUGCGGCAGCUCGGCGCCGGCGAGUGGAAGACGGCCGACGACGGAUCGCAUGUCGGCGUCGUGAGGUUCGCGUGCUAUGGAUGCACAAAAUGGCACGGCCACGCCGUCGACCCCGAGGCCACGUCGCAGCCGCUGAUCUGGGGCUUCAACGAGGACGAGGACAUGGCGCCCUACGCCUGGGACCAGCCCCUGCGCAAGCACGUCGGCGUCAACGGCUGGGGCAACUUCUACGCCAACCUGCACGCCGCCUCGACGCACCACGCCACCGGCCCGCCCGACGUCUUCCGCGGCCAGGACCGCAUCAACGCCGCGGCCUCGCACAUUCUCGUCAAGCAGCCCUCCUUCUUCCAGCGGCUCCGCGCGCGCCCCUCUGCCUACGUCCACGGCUUCGUCAUGCUCGUCGCCUUCCUCCUCCUCUUCCCGCUCGGCGUCGUCGGCAUCCGCUCCGGCCUCGACAAGGCCUUCAAGUACCACUGGACGAUCCAGGCCGGCGCCAUGGCCUUCGCGGCCGUCGGCGCCGCGCUCGGCGUCUACAUGAGCCGCGGCAACCUCUUUGGCUCCGCGCACCAAAAGAUUGGCCUCGCCGUCUUCGCGCUGCUCUUUGCGCAGGCGGCGUCGGGCUGGUGGCACCACGUCCGCUUCGUCCAGAUCCGCCGCCGCACGUGGGUCUCGUACGGCCACAUGGCGCUCGGCUGGGCCAUUCUGCUCGGCGGCUGGGCGAAUGCCGUCACCGGCUCCAUGUUGUUUGGCGUGGGCCGGCUCGGGCUGUUUGUGCUGGUGGCGCUGGUUGCGACGGAGCUCAUGGCGCUGGGGACCGUCGUGUACAUUGCCAAGCGCAAGCGCCAGCAGGACCAGGCGAAAGCCAAGGCACAGGCGACGGACUGGCGUGACGAGGACAAUGAAGAGUACUUUGCGCUCGAUGAGGUGGACAGUGAGGACGAGGACGAGGAUGCGUCGGGUAGAAAGUCGGACGAAAAGCUACGACCGGCCAAGUACCACAAAUGA
Akanthomyces muscarius is the source of this 1461-nucleotide messenger RNA. RefSeq lists its product as uncharacterized. The record is from RefSeq and is a predicted model, not a curated record. NCBI's taxonomy places the organism in Eukaryota, Fungi, Ascomycota, Sordariomycetes, Hypocreales, Cordycipitaceae. Bases 1 to 1461 code for a protein of 486 amino acids. The transcript has a single exon.